This is a messenger RNA of Hordeum vulgare subsp. vulgare (domesticated barley), 867 nucleotides long. Its product is annotated as dirigent protein 22-like. The transcript has a single exon. NCBI's taxonomy places the organism in Eukaryota, Viridiplantae, Streptophyta, Magnoliopsida, Poales, Poaceae. The record is from RefSeq and is a predicted model, not a curated record. Bases 52 to 624 code for a protein of 190 amino acids.
CACACUCACGCAAGCAUCUACGGAGUAACACGCAUUUGCUUAGCUCAAGAAAUGGCCAAGGGAGCGAUGAUGCUUCUUGUGCUCUUCACGGUGCUGUCAGCGGUGACCGAGGCCCAGCUGCAGCACGGGCCCGGUCACAGUACCUUGGCCCGCAGGCAUCGCCAGUCCGCCGACCCAGAGGCACCGCCAACACACCUCCACUUCUACUUCCACGACACCGUGAGCGGCGCGUCCCCGUCGGCGGUGCGGGUGGCGGGUCCGGCGGACCCAUCGUCGGGGACCUUUUUCGGGAUGGUGACCGUGAUGGACGACCCGCUGACAGAAGGCCCGGAGCCCGGCUCGGCGGCCGUGGGCCGCGCCCAGGGCCUGUACAUGGGGGCGGACCAGGCGGAGUUGGGUUUCCUGCAGACCAUGAACCUCGUGCUCACCUCCGGCCCCUACAACGGCAGCACGCUCGCCGUGCUCGGCCGCAACUGCCCGCUCACCGACGUUCGCGAGAUGCCCGUCGUCGGUGGCACCGGCGCCUUCCGCUUCGCCCGCGGGUACGCACAGGCCCGAACCCACUGGCUCGACUUCAUGACUGGCGACGCCACCGUCGAAUACGACGUCUACGUCAUGCACUAGCACGCAAGUGGAUUAAUGGCUUUCAAUGUGAUAUGCUUGAGAAAUGCAAAAGCCUUGUAUUUUGAACUUUUUAUGCAUUUAUGUGUAAGAUCGAAGAAGGACAACAUCCGGUGAUUACAAUGCCGCUUCUCUAACCGGUACAGAUUGCCAUCGCCGGAAGCAACACCACGAAGCCUCUUGCUUUGUCAUGGUUUGUUCAGAAACUAAUAAUUCUAAGUAUUGUGGAGAAACCGACUUGUUACA